Molecule: messenger RNA, 11995 nt
Organism: Lepus europaeus (European hare)
Lineage: Eukaryota; Metazoa; Chordata; Mammalia; Lagomorpha; Leporidae
Gene: PCNX1
Product: pecanex 1
Exons: 36
Coding region: 1-7026 (2341 amino acids)
Cellular component (GO): membrane
Source: RefSeq, a predicted model, not a curated record
AUGGGGUCGCAGACGCUGCAGAUCCUCCGGCAGGGGGUGUGGGCCGCGCUCAGCGGGGGCUGGUACUACGACCCGCACCAGGCCACCUUCGUGAACGCGCUGCACCUCUACCUGUGGCUCUUUCUGCUCGGCCUGCCCUUCACCCUCUACAUGGCCCUUCCUUCUUCCAUGAUCAUAGUAGCAGUUUAUUGUCCUGUGAUAGCUGCUGUUUUCAUUGUUCUGAAGAUGGUCAACUAUCGACUACACAGAGCACUUGAUGCUGGAGAAAUUGUAGACAGGAGUGCAAAUGAGUUCACAGAUCAGCGAGCCAAAGCUGAACAAGGCAACUGUUCAACCAGGAGAAAAGACAGCAAUGGACCCAGUGACCCUGGUGGAGGGAUUGAAAUGUCUGAGUUCAUUCGUGAGGCCACACCCCCAGUUGGUUGUAGUUCAAGAAAUUCAUAUGCUGGGCUAGAUCCAAGCAACCAGAUUGGAUCUGGUUCCUCUCGUCUUGGAACAGCAGCAACUAUUAAAGGAGAUACAGACACCGCUAAGACUUCUGAUGAUAUCAGUUUAAGUCUGGGCCAGAGCUCUAGUCUUUGUAAGGAAGGCAGUGAAGAACAGGAUUUGGCAACUGAUCGGAAGCUCUUCCGUCUGGUCUCCAAUGACUCCUUCAUCUCCAUUCAGCCUUCCUUAUCCUCUUGUGGACAGGACGUACCCAGGGAUUUCAGCGACAAAGCGAGCCUGCCAAGUCACAGCCACCACCACCACAUUGAUCAGUCUCUGUCCAGCGCCUGUGACACAGAAGUAGCUUCUCUUGUACCUUUACAUUCACACUCUUACAGGAAAGACCACCGGCCACGAGGUGUGCCCCGGACUUCCAGCUCAGCUGUGGCUUUUCCAGAUACCUCGCUGAACGACUUCCCUCUGUAUCAGCAAAGACGUGGUCUAGACCCAGUUAGUGAGUUAGAAUCUUCCAAGCCUCAUUCCGGAUCCAAAGAAUCCUUGGUGGAAAAUUCUUGUUUAUCUGGGGAAUUUCGGCUUGUUGGUGACCUAAAAAACAGCAUUUCUCAGCCACCCACAAAAAGUGGGAAGAGCAAACCUUUGAAGGCAGACAAAAGCAUGGACAGCUUGAGGAGCCUGAGCACUCGGAGUAGUGGGUCCACUGAGAGCUAUUGUAGUGGGACGGACCGCGACACCAACAGUACGGUCAGCAGCUAUAAAAGUGAGCAAACUAGCUCCACGCACAUAGAGAGCAUCUUGUCAGAGCACGAGGAGUCUCCGAAAGUGAGCAAGAGCAGUGGUAGGAAAAAAGAAGGCUGUGCUGACCCAGAGGAGAAGAGCAAUUGUGCCAGUGGCCAAAGGACUAGCAGUGACAAGAUUGCCCUGGAAGGGAGCACAAAUGGUGGGGCUCACGAGGCCAAGGAUCCUCAGACUUCUGAGGAGAUGAACAACCAGAGAACUCUUAGCACCUCUGCAUCUGAAGAAGCCAAUAAAAAUCCUCAUGCAAAUGAGUUUCCAUCACCAGAGGACAAGCCACUUGAGAAAACUGCGGAAAAGAAAGAGGAACAGAGUGAAAAGCCAGCAGUUCCAGUGGAUUCAAAAGUUUGUAAAGAUGCUGGUGGAAAGCAGAAGGAAGGGGAUGUACGACCUAAAUCUUCCAGCCUAAUUCACCGGACUGCCUCUGCCCACAAGUCAGGCAGGAGACGGACAGGAAAGAAACGGGCCAGCAGUUUUGAUUCGAGUCGGCAUAGGGACUAUAUUUCCUUUCGAGGUGUUUCUGGUACCAAACCUCAUAGUGCUAUAUUUUGCCAUGAUGAGGACUCUAGUGAUCAAAGUGACUUGAGUAGAGCAUCAAGUGUUCAGUCUGCUCACCAGUUCAGCAGCGAUAGCUCUUCUAGCACCACUUCUCAUUCGUGUCAGUCUCCUGAGGGCAGAUACAGUGCUCUAAAGACCAAACAUGUUCAUAAAGAAAGGGGCACAGACUCUGAACACACACACAAAGCUCAUCUGGGCCCAGAGGGGACUGGCAAAAAGCGGACCUCACGGCGGACUUCCAGCACAAACAGUGCUAAGACUCGUGCCCGUGUGUUGAGCUUGGACAGUGGCACAGUAGCGUGCUUGAAUGACUCAAAUAGACUAAUGGCCCCUGAAAGUAUAAAACCCUUAACCACUUCCAAAUCAGAUCUCGAGGCCAAAGAGGGAGAGGUGCUAGAUGAGCUAUCUUUAUUGGGACGGGCUUCCCAGUUAGAGACAGUCACUCGAUCUAGGAAUAGCUUGCCAAGCCAGGUUGCAUUUCCUGAAGGGGAAGAGCAAGAUGCAGCCAGUGGAGCAGCACAGGCCAGCGAGGAGGCGGUCUCAUUUCGCCGUGAACGCAGCACAUUUAGGCGCCAGGCAGUACGGCGCCGGCACAAUGCAGGGAGUAACCCUACCCCUCCUACCUUGCUCAUCGGAUCACCCCUAAGCCUUCAAGAUGGUCAGCAAGGCCAGCAGUCCACAGCCCAGGUCAAAGUCCAGUCCCGCCCCCCUUCCCAGGCUGCAGUGCUCAGUGCUAGUGCCUCCUUGCUGGUGAGAAAUGGGAGUGUCCACUUAGAAGCAUCACAUGACAAUGCAUCCACUGUAGGCGGUAGCAGUUUGCACGAUGAACUUGGUAAGUUCUCUUCUACGCUCUAUGAGACUGGUGGCUGUGAUAUGUCCCUUGUGAAUUUUGAACCAGCAGCAAGAAGAGCAUCUAAUAUAUGUGACACGGAUUCUCACGUAUCCAGUUCUACCUCAGUUCGAUUUUAUCCACAUGAUGUGCUCUCUCUCCCACAGAUUCGAUUGAAUAGACUGUUGACCAUCGAUACAGAUUUAUUGGAGCAACAGGACAUUGACCUUAGCCCUGACUUAGCAGCCACUUAUGGCCCAACAGAAGAGGCUGCCCAAAAGGUUAAACACUAUUACCGCUUUUGGAUCUUGCCCCAACUGUGGAUUGGCAUUAACUUUGACAGACUCACACUUUUGGCCCUGUUUGAUAGAAAUCGUGAGAUCCUGGAAAAUGUGUUAGCUGUUAUUCUGGCUAUUCUUGUGGCUUUUCUGGGAUCUGUUCUUCUCAUACAAGGCUUCUUCCGAGAUAUCUGGGUCUUCCAGUUCUGCCUGGUAAUAGCCAGCUGUCAAUACUCACUCCUGAAGAGCGUUCAGCCGGAUUCUUCUUCUCCCAGACAUGGUCAUAAUCGUAUCAUUGCCUACAGUCGACCAGUUUAUUUCUGUUUGUGUUGUGGUCUUAUUUGGCUGUUGGAUUAUGGCAGCAGAAAUCUUACUACAACCAAGUUUAAAUUAUACGGAGUAACCUUCACCAAUCCAUUGGUAUUUAUAUCAGCCAGGGAUUUAGUUAUAGUGUUUACUCUCUGUUUCCCAAUAGUAUUUUUCAUUGGUCUCCUGCCUCAGGUCAAUACAUUUGUAAUGUACCUUUGUGAACAACUGGAUAUUCAUAUCUUUGGUGGUAAUGCCACCACCAGCCUACUUGCAGCACUGUACAGCUGUGUCUGUAGCAUUGUGGCUGUUGCCUUACUGUAUGGAUUGUGCUACGGAGCUUUAAAGGAUUCUUGGGAUGGUCAGCAUAUUCCAGUACUUUUCUCCAUCUUUUGUGGUUUAUUAGUAGCAGUAUCCUAUCAUCUCAGCCGACAGAGCAGUGAUCCAUCUGUACUUUUCUCUCUGGUGCAAUCCAAAAUUUUUCCAAAAACAGAAGAGAAAAAUCCAGAAGACCCUCUGUCUGAAGUAAAAGACCCAUUGCCUGAAAAACUUAGAAAUUCUGUUAGCGAGCGCUUGCAGUCUGACCUGGUGGUGUGCAUUGUGAUUGGUGUGCUGUAUUUCGCGAUCCACGUGAGCACAGUGUUUACAGCAUUGCAGCCUGCUCUCAAGUAUGUGUUGUAUGCAUUGGUUGGCUUUGUGGGUUUUGUGACCCAUUAUGUACUGCCUCAAGUUAGAAAGCAGCUACCAUGGCACUGUUUCUCGCACCCUCUGCUGAAGACAGUGGAGUAUAAUCAGUAUGAAGUUCGAAAUGCAGCUACUAUGAUGUGGUUUGAGAAACUUCAUGUGUGGCUUCUUUUUGUGGAGAAGAAUAUCAUCUAUCCCUUGGUUGUCCUCAAUGAACUGAGUAGCAGUGCAGAGACGAUUGCUAGUCCAAAGAAACUGGAUACAGAACUCGGUGCUUUGAUGAUCACCAUCGCUGGCUUGAAGUUGCUGCGCUCGUCCUUCAGCAGCCCUACGUACCAGUACGUCACAGUCAUCUUCACUGUGCUCUUCUUCAAGUUUGACUACGAAGCUUUUUCAGAGACCAUGCUGUUGGAUCUCUUCUUCAUGUCCAUACUCUUCAACAAGCUUCGGGAACUCCUUUACAAAUUGCAGUUCGUGUAUACCUACAUUGCCCCGUGGCAGAUCACCUGGGGCUCUGCUUUCCACGCCUUUGCACAGCCCUUUGCAGUGCCCCAUUCAGCCAUGUUGUUUGUUCAGGCUGCUGUCUCAGCUUUCUUCUCCACUCCCCUGAACCCCUUCCUGGGAAGCGCCAUAUUCAUCACUUCAUAUGUUCGACCUGUGAAAUUCUGGGAGAGAGACUACAACACAAAACGAGUGGAUCAUUCAAAUACCAGGCUGGCUUCACAGCUUGAUAGGAAUCCAGGAUCAGAUGACAACAACCUGAAUUCCAUCUUUUAUGAACAUUUAACCAGAUCCCUACAACACAGUCUCUGUGGUGAUUUGCUCCUAGGACGGUGGGGAAACUACAGUACAGGGGACUGUUUCAUCCUUGCCUCUGACUAUCUCAAUGCCUUAGUGCACCUCAUAGAGAUAGGCAAUGGCCUGGUCACUUUCCAGCUGCGGGGACUUGAAUUCAGAGGCACCUAUUGUCAACAACGGGAAGUGGAGGCCAUUACUGAAGGUGUGGAGGAAGAUGAAGGAUUCUGCUGUUGUGAACCUGGCCAUAUUCCCCACGUGCUUUCCUUUAAUGCUGCAUUUAGCCAGCGCUGGCUAGCCUGGGAAGUAAUUGUCACCAAGUAUAUUCUGGAGGGUUACAGCAUCACUGACAACAGUGCCGCUUCCAUGCUUCAGGUCUUUGAUCUUCGGAAAGUACUCACCACUUACUAUGUCAAGGGUAUCAUUUAUUAUGUUACAACCUCCUCCAAAUUAGAGGAGUGGCUUGCUAAUGAGACCAUGCAGGAAGGGCUGCGUCUGUGUGCAGAUCGAAAUUAUGUUGAUGUGGAUCCGACAUUUAAUCCCAACAUUGACGAGGACUAUGACCAUCGACUAGCAGGCAUAUCCAGGGAGAGUUUCUGUGUGAUUUACCUCAACUGGAUAGAGUAUUGUUCUUCCCGAAGAGCAAAGCCCCUGGAUGUGGACAAAGAUUCAUCCCUGGUAACUCUUUGUUACGGACUUUGUGUUCUGGGACGGAGAGCCCUGGGGACUGCAUCCCACCAUAUGUCCAGUAAUUUAGAGUCAUUCCUCUAUGGAUUGCAUGCCCUAUUUAAGGGAGAUUUCCGUAUUUCUUCAAUUCGAGAUGAAUGGAUCUUUGCUGACAUGGAAUUGCUAAGAAAAGUGGUAGUCCCUGGAAUCCGUAUGUCCAUUAAACUUCACCAGGAUCAUUUCACUUCUCCAGAUGAGUACGACGACCCCACUGUGCUCUAUGAAGCCAUCGUGUCUCAUGAGAAGAACCUCGUGAUCGCCCACGAAGGGGACCCUGCCUGGCGCAGCGCAGUCCUCGCCAACUCUCCCUCCUUGCUCGCCCUGCGGCACGUCAUGGACGAUGGCACCAACGAAUAUAAAAUCAUCAUGCUCAACAGACGCUACCUGAGCUUCAGGGUCAUUAAAGUGAAUAAAGAAUGUGUCCGAGGUCUUUGGGCAGGGCAACAGCAGGAGCUUGUUUUUCUUCGUAAUCGUAACCCAGAGAGAGGUAGCAUCCAAAAUGCAAAGCAAGCUCUGAGAAACAUGAUAAAUUCAUCUUGUGAUCAACCUAUUGGCUACCCAAUCUUUGUCUCACCCCUGACAACUUCUUACUCUGACAGCCAUGACCAGCUUAAAGAGAUUGUUGGGGGGCCUAUCAGCUUGGGAAAUAUCAGAAACUUCAUAGUGUCAACCUGGCACAGGCUAAGGAAAGGCUGUGGAGCUGGAUGUAACAGUGGGGGCAAUAUUGAAGAUUCGGAUGCCGGAGGUGGAACUUCCUGCACUGGUAACAAUGCAACAGCUGCCAACGAUGCCCACAGCAGCGUGUCCCAGGGAAGCAUGGCAAACCUGGGGCAGGGAUCAGGAGCAGGGCUGCACCCCCCUGUCCCUUCCUACCCACCCACACUCGGCACCAGCCACAGCGCCCACUCUGUGCAGUCCACGCUGGUGAGACAGUCCCCUGCGCGUGCCUCGGGAGCUAGCCAGUCUUCCUACUGCUACAGCAGCCGGCAUUCGUCUCUCCGGAUGUCUAGCACAGGGUUUGUGCCUUGUCGGCGCUCCUCCACCAGUCAGAUAUCACUGCGCAACUUGCCGGCAUCCAUCCAGUCCCGCCUUUCCAUGGUGAACCAGAUGGAGCCACCCGGGCAGAGUGGCCUGGCCGGUAUGCAGCAUGGCCUGCCUUCUUCCAGCAGCUCCAGCCAAAGCAUCCCUGCCUGCAAGCAUCACACUCUCGUCGGCUUUCUGGGGACAGAGGGAGGUCAGGGCAGUGCCACUGACACCCAGCCAGGCAACACCGUUAGUCCUGCCGCUAAUUCACACUCCAGAAAGGGGGAGGUGAUCUACAGAGUCCAAAUUGUGGAUCCCAGUCAAAUUCUGGAAGGGAUCAACCUGUCGAAAAGGAAAGAGCUGCAAUGGCCUGAUGAGGGGAUUCGGUUAAAAGCUGGGAGAAACAGCUGGAAAGACUGGAGUCCUCAGGAGGGCAUGGAAGGCCAUGUGAUUCACCGAUGGGUGCCUUGCAGCAGAGAUCCAGGAACUAGAUCCCACAUCGACAAGGCAGUGCUUCUGGUCCAGAUUGAUGAUAAAUACGUGACUGUCAUUGAAACUGGGGUAUUAGAACUUGGGGCUGAAGUGUGAGCCCAUGUUUUCUGCUCUAUUUCUCUUCCUCUCCAGUCCAAGGAAUUGGAGAAAGGGGGAAGCCAGCAGAAGCUGCCUGCAGGUGUCGCUUUGAUCCUCUGUGGGACAGACUUGAAAACAGUGGGCUUGGUUAAGCGCCUCUCCUUCCCCUGUCACCUUGACUCCUGUCACUGUUCCCAUCCCCAAGUAAAGCUGAAAUAUUUUUUUAAGUUAGCUGACAAGAAGACAUUUUGCAUGAAGGAUAAAGUUCAGUUAAAAUACAUCUUUAAGAAAGAAAGGUUUUUCCUAUGCAUUGCCUAUGCUUUAAAUCAACAAAGUCUUCAUUUCUAAACUAUGAUUUCAUAUUUUUCUAAUUUCUUUGCCAAAAAUAAUUGCCAUGUUUUGUCCUAGAACGUGAAAUCCAUUUACCUUGAUUUUGAAAAACCAGAGUAGAAACAUUCAGCUUGACACAUAGCAGUAUAGAAGUUUAAUGUACAGUAAAAGAGACUAUGAACAGACAGAGAUUUAUCUUAUUCCUUGAGCGCUAAAAACUUUAAUGAAAAAACUGCACUAAUUUUUUUACAACAAUGCACUAAAGUCUGAGGUUUCUCAGAACAUUUAUUUAUAUAUAAAAAUAAAAUCCCAUUAUUUAAAUUGCCUUUGGGAUUAACCCCACCCCUUUCCUUGCAAACAUAGAAAACAGGAACUGUGCUGUUCAUUUUCUGUUAGUAAUCUACUUCAUGCCAGUACUUUGGAUGUGUUCUUUAAAAUGAACAUGGGGUCUCAAGACAUACCCAGCUUCAUCCGUGAUGCUUCCCAGAGCUGGUAGUGGUCAGUGGAUCAGCCGUGUGGACACUACUGCCAGCCUCUGCGUCCACAUUUCAGGUGAGCUUGACACAGUGUGCGCCUGUGUGCCCUGCUGCUCUCCACGUGGGGCCAGCUCUGCUGGGUCCAUUCUGGGAAGAAACUGCUUUGGCUCUUCAAAGAAGAUGGUGACUGUCCGGGAACCUGAAGAAAGGAGUGGUUGAUUUUUAUUGGAGAGUCUGAGCUCGUGAAGUUACUCAUACACAGUUCAGUUAAUCAAGUAAAAGUUUUUCAAGCAAAAUUAUCCAAAUGGUGCAGUUCAUAUUGUUCAAUUCCUCUUUAAUAACUUGCUUUUUACUCCCCCUUCAUUUCUUUUUCUAUUACUUGAAUUUUAUUUUCUGUAAUUUAUAGUGUGUACAUGUAAUUUGAAAUAUUUAUAACUGUGAAAUUGACUUAAUUCAUAUGUUGUCUCAUAAAUUAUAUUGGUUUUUUUUAGAAAGGUUGUAUUCAGGGAAAUAUAUAACUCAGAUUUACAAUUAGGUUACAUGGGAACUGCAACUUAGAUUUAAUUUGCAACUUUUAGUGUUUUUUAAAUUUGUAAGAGAAUUGUCUCUUUUGGUUUGAAACUCCAAAGAAAAUUGUACAUCUCCUGUGAUCAUUUAGGAGCAGCCAUCUUUCUACCCCCUGUGAGGAGAUAGUAAAAAGAAGCAGGUAAAACUGGUUUUGAUACAUUUUAUUCAAUCCAAAAUACCCAAAAGUAUUACUACUUCAACAUGUGGUACUAGCCAUGUGUCAGUUGCUCAGUAGCUGUAUGUGCCUGCUGGCUACUGUUGGACCGCACAUGCUUAGAGCAUCUCUGGACGAGGUGACAGGAGAGAAAAGCUGUUUUUCUACUAAUUCUGAUAGAGAUCUCAGAACAUAGCAUAACAUUACAGUAGAAGGAAUGAAACUAAGAAAUUAAAUAGCUAGAUUAUAAAAUCUUACUGCAUUUCUACUUCAAAACAUAUCUAUUUUCCCUUUUUCCAAUUUUAAAGUUGGUGUUCAUUUAGAACCCAGUGUGCCUUGUGUUGACAUUUCUGUAGACUUCACACUUUGCAAAAUUUACUGUGUAAAAGUAUUUUCGAAUGAUUUACUGAACCUUUACACAAAGAUAUCCUUUCUAAAUUGACCACUUUAACAUGUAUAUCCCGAAUAGUAUCGUUAUGUUCUGUAUUUGCCUCAUUUGGGCAAAUCUGCAGCAUACCAUCAAAGUUCAGUGUUGGUUUUCUUUUUUCUAACACUGAAUGUGUGAGCUGUCUAUCUGUGAUCUGUUUGUCUAUAGGUAGUCUAGAUCUUCCCAAAGGAAUUAUGCUUCCUGCUGCUUGCUCCCUUUCUGAGGUGAAUAUGAUUUUUUCAUGGUCAUUGCCUCAGUGCAAAGAGAGAAGCAGACUAUUUGCCAUCUUAGGUGGAGGAUAAUUCAUUUUCCCAAAGAGAAAUAAAAAAUUGGAACUCACUCAGAAGGACUAGAGUUGUUACACAUAUUGACUCUGAAGUCAUAUUACUUUUCUAAUUACACUGAGGGAAAUUGAAGAACAAUUCGUGUCUUCAUUUGAUCUAAAUUAUUAUAUAGAAAUAAACACACUUUCACUAAUUAAAUGUCUUAUCCCUGCCCUACUCCAAGCCCCAGAAUACUGAGUUGUUUGUUUAGAUUCUUUGCUUGACCUUUUUCAUCUUUAGUUCAUAAUUGCCAAGGCUUUCAAAAUUCCCUAAUUUGAAAAAAAAAUGUAAUUAAAACACUAGCUUUUUAUUUCCUUUUAAAUAAGAGCUGCGUGAUUGAAAUCUUGGUUUCUCCUUGUUUGAUUUGGCCCCACCCCCAACCCUGUUUUGAGGAAGGGCAGUCCUGGAAUGAGUUGUAAGUCACUCUACACUAAGUUUUUGGUUAACCUUUCACUUCAUACCUUGGUAUAACCCCCGGUUUUUACAUCAUUUUCAACAUUUUUAAGACUUUAAAUGUUGACUUUUUGCUAAAGAACUUCAAUUUUUCCCAAGAUCUAGAUGAACACAGGAUGUUGAUGUUUAAGAAAGGUAGGAGAGUGUGUGGUGAGGCCCGCUUUGUGUAUUUCACAGUAAGAGGAGAUACUUGCCUUGCAGGAAAUUAGAGAACAAGGUUAGGUUCUCCUUUCUAUGGGUUUCCAUUACUGGAGGAUUAGAUUCCAUUAGAUUUGAAUAUUUCAAGUACAUCUGAAAUACUUCUACUGAUCGUUGAAAAAGAAAUAGACAGUAUUUCUGUCCCAAGUGAGGUAUGGAAAACUACUCUGUGUACUAAACAUCAGGCUGCGAAAGUGCAGGGUUUUAUACAGGAAACUGAAGCUCAUUAAGAAGAUGUAGUUUUCUCUCUGGGUUGCUUUCCCUCUUACACAAAAACAUGAAAGAACGGCUCCCAUCCGAGCAGCCUCCUGCUCCUGCCUACAGACCGGUGGACUGAUGUCCCCAGUUGUUCGUCCAGGACUGGGUCUUCUCCGCUCAGGACCCGCCCAGUGUCUGACGCGGUCUUUUUCUUGUAGCUAAUUCAUGCAUCCUUCCUCCUAAAUAAACCUUGGACUUGAGAAAAAGAUGAUAUCGGUAGUUUUGUGUGAGAAUUCUUCGAAUUUAUGUUUACUAGCUGCUAAAUCAUCAACUGCUGCCUAGACUGUUAAUUAAUUUUAAUAUUUAAUUGCUUUCCCAUGAACAUGGACAAGCCCUUUCUGGGUUAUUUUAAGUCCUCAGCAGUGUUCAUUCUCAUUCUUUUUUGUAUUUUAACAUAUUCAUAUGAAGUUAUUUUGUCUGCAUGUACACCCUGUUAGCUUUUUCUUUUGAAAUGAUACACCGUUCAGAUGAGGUAUAAAAUAUCCCCUUUUAUUCUAGAGCCUUUUCUUUUCAUUCCAAAAUGAGACAAUACUGUCAAUCAAGGCUAAGAUGGUACCUAGAACCUGUUAAUGGGCUUUGAGCCUUCUGGUUAAGUCUUUUGUGGAUAUUGGGUUUUACUGAUCUGGGGAAAGAGGAAAAGUAGAUAUGUGUAGCUUUUUUUAUUAUUAUCAGGCAUUAGAAAGCCAUCCCCCCCCCCUUUUUUUUUCCAUUUCUCUUCUUGGAAAAGAAUUUGGUUGAUAUAUAUAUAUACAAACCUUCUCAUUUUUAACCUGUUAACAUAUUUAGGUAACAACUGAGAUUGGAAGAAAUUAUUAUACAAAUAAGCCUGAUAGGAUAUCAGUGGAGUAUUAAUUGUUUGAAACAGAAUUGUAUUUUCCUCUUUGAAACACCUCACCUGAGUUAUCUGUCAAGAAUUAACAUGUAAUUAUUUUUCUUGAUGCCUAUAAGCCACAUAUUCUUUCUGAAUUAAGAUAACUAUUUAUGAUUUGUUAUCUAUCAUUUUGUAGAACCAGCAUAACAUUUUUGGGGGGAACUAGAGCUGAUUGUCAAUGCAAGGUUAUAUGACAACUUUGUUCUCAGACUCAUACCUAUUAUAUAGGGUUAUACCUUUCUUCUUAUGCCUCAGCUCUGUCCUGACCAUCUGUGAUUCAGUGGAGCCACGCUAGAAGGAACAGAGGUUGUCUAACACCCAGAUAGGGAGGAGUUCCUGGGUGUUACUGCCUUAGUGAGGAGACACCUGGAAUUGAGAGGGAGACAUGGGUGAGAAUGAGAAGGCUGCUCCAGAUGACUCUUGGUCUAUGUACUUGUGGUUGAACAAGAUUUUUUAUAUAUGAAGCUUGAUUCUACACCAAAAUAAAAGAAACAGGGUGGUGGGGGGGUGAGAUCAUGUCUGCUUAUGCUUUUUAUAAGCUUAUAGUUGAAGUAAACUGUAAAAACUAUGUUAACCUUACGCAAGUCUGGCAGUGAGCUCUGCAUGAGGAAAUGGAAGGAAGAAUUUAAACUGACUCUUGGAAAGCAGGUGUGGGGAAGAAAAAAUGGGUUUCCUUUUUCUGAUCAUGGGCUCCGGAAGUCUUCAUUGCCUUUACCAGCAUUCAGUGUAAACCAGAGGUGAGGAUCCAUGUACUCGCGCGUGUCUGUGAGUGUGUGUGCGUCUGAGUGUUACUCUAAACAGCUUGUAAAUAUUAUAGUUGUUUAAAAUGGAAAAUAAAAGCUGGGUUUUUCUUUUUGGCAAAUAUAUUGCAUCAAAAAUACAGUAUUGACAGUGGAUAAAACACAGGAAAUAAAUUUUUUUUUCAUUUUG